This is a messenger RNA of Pangasianodon hypophthalmus (striped catfish), 6718 nucleotides long. RefSeq names its product ANKH inorganic pyrophosphate transport regulator a (gene ankha). Gene Ontology annotation, molecular function: phosphate transmembrane transporter activity. Gene Ontology annotation, cellular component: membrane. The coding region runs from base 510 to 2009 and encodes 499 amino acids. The record is from RefSeq and is a predicted model, not a curated record. NCBI's taxonomy places the organism in Eukaryota, Metazoa, Chordata, Actinopteri, Siluriformes, Pangasiidae. The transcript is spliced from 12 exons. Gene Ontology annotation, biological process: phosphate ion transmembrane transport.
GAGCGGUGUAGUGAGCAGUGAGCAGUGUAGUGAGCGGUGUAGUGAGCAGUGAGCGGUGUAGUGAGCGGUGUAGUGAGCAGUGAGCGGUGUAAUGAGCAGUGAGCGGUGUAAUGAGCGGUGUAGUGAGCAGUGAGCGGUGUAGUGAGCAGUGAGCGGUGUAGUGAGAGCUGCCUGGAAAUCAGAGCAUGUGUGUUAGUAUAACCUGAACAGACAAGCUGUCAGCUCUCGCUUUUCUCUGGACUGCUUUUGAGCCGGUACAUCUUGCGUGCCGACGCCUUUGAUUAGUAAUGAAUAAUAUUUUUGCAGGUUUUGGAUGACCUUCUGUUUCUCCCCAAUGCGAAGCGUGGUGCAUGAUGGUCCCUGGAAGAGCGUUAGUUAGCUGCUAGCUAGCUGAGUGCUGAGAUUGCGGUGAGGUACAGCCAGAGAAGGGACAGGCAGCUACUUGCUGGUCUUUGAUGAUCAGAUCGACGCGGAUGUAAGCCGACAUUUGUUAUUAUUUGGCCAGGACCAUGGUGGAGCUGACAUGUCUCACUGCGUAUUGGCCUCUCAUCAGAUUCCUGCUUCCUCUGGCUAUUACCAACAUAGCCAUCGAUUUUGGGGAACAGGCUCUGAACAGAGGUAUCGCGUCAGUAAAAGAGGACCGUGUGGAGAUGCUGGCCAGCUACGGUUUAGCCUACUCUCUUAUGAAGUUCUUCACCGGGCCCAUGAGUGACUUUAAGAGUGUUGGGCUGGUGCUGGUCCACAGCAAGAAGGACAGAAGGAAAGCAGUGCUAUGUAUGCUUGUGGCUGGUGUUAUAGCCAUGAUCCUCCAUGUUCUCAUAGCUUACACAGAUCUAGGAUAUUACAUCAUCAACAAACUCCACCAUGUGGACGAAUCUGUUGGCAACAAGACGCGAAAGGCGUUUCUUUACCUUGCACUGUUCCCUUUGCUGGAUGCCAUGGCGUGGAUUCACGCUGGCAUCCUUCUAAAGCACAAAUACAGCCUGCUGGUGGGCUCUGCUUCCAUCUCUGACGUUGUAGCUCAGAUCAUGUUUGUGGCAAUCCUGCUCCACAGCAACCUGGAGUGUGUCCAACCCUUGCUCAUUCCAAUCCUGUCUUUGUACAUGGGAGCAAUGGUGCGCUUUUGCAUUGUGGGACUGGGCUACUACUGCAACAUUCAUGACCGCUUUCCCGACUCCAACAGCCAGGACAUGGGGGGAGAUACCACCGUUAGGAAGAUGCUGAGCUUCUGGUGGCCGCUGGCACUCAUAUUGGCCACUCAGAGGAUCAGCAGACCGAUCGUCAACCUGUUUGUGUCACGAGAUCUCAAAGGCAGUGCUGCUUCCACAGAGGCUGUAGCAGUGCUCACAGCCGCGUACCCAGUGGGACACAUGCCCUAUGGUUGGCUAACCGAGCUACGGGCUGUCUAUCCAGCCUUCGACAAGAAUAACUCAAACAACAAGUUAGCUGCUGGUGCUGGAGUGACCAAAUCCCAUAUCAAGCGGUUCACCUUGGCCUGCUUUACCCUGUCUAUAAUGCUGUGCUUCCUAGUGUUCUGGACCCCUGGUGUGUCGGAGCUGAUCCUGGUGAAUGUAAUUGGGGUGGAUGCGAAUUUCGCUCAGCUCUGCAUUGUUCCUCUCCGGAUAUUCUCCUUCUUCCCUGUUCCAGUGACCAUUCGAGCUCAUCUGACAGGCUGGUUGAUGACUCUGAAGAAGACGUUUGUGCUGGCCCCUAGCUCUGUGCUGAGGAUAGUCGUGCUUAUCACUACUCUCAUAGUGCUUCCCUAUAUAGGGGUACAUGGUGCUACAUUAGGAGUGAGCUCACUACUGGCCGGCUUCCUCGGAGAAUCCGUGAUGGUAGCUGUGUGUGCAUGCUACGUGUAUCGACAGCAGACUAAGAAUUCAGGCACAGAGUUAGCCAUACAGGUGGACGACUCUGCCCCGAUGAGUGACGGCAUAUCCACAACUGGGUUAGAUGACAUCCAAGAGGUGGAUGAGGAAGAAGGACAGGAAGAGGAACCGAAGGAGUGAAUUAAGAGAAAUGAAUGAAAAGAAAUACCUGAGGUGAAGCGAUGACCCCGGUUAAAACAAAGGGGAUUUUGCUGUGGAGUUUGUCUAUAAAAAAACUAAUACUGCAAACCCAUAGUCCUGAAAUGAAAUACUAGGACUGCAACCUGUGAGUGGGGCUUUGCUGCUCACACCUAGCCUGAACUGACGUAUCUGCUACAGCACUUUCUGCAACUGACAGAACCUUUUUUUUGCACUGAAGUCCUUCAGAGACUCCCCACCCAGCAGCCAAUAAUUAAAUGUUUGCUAAAUCAGCAGUACUGAAGACGGGAGGAGCUGGAAGAUGUUUUUGCUCUCUGCUUCACACCAGCUUGUCAAAAACAACACUGAAGUACAUCCAAUUGCACAGAGGGAGACAAUCUGGCACAAAUGCACAUUUACUGAACUUUGACACAGUGGAACAUGUUGUCUAUUACAAUAUGGGCCUUAAAAUGCACAAUGUCUCUUAUUGCACAAUGUCUGUUAACGCACAAUAGACUGUUGAUGUAUUACAGUGAUAUCUAAAAAUUUAGCUAUUCAGGGAAAUACACAAAGGAGGUGCAUAUGAUUUGCUUAAUUUUUUAUGCUGAACUUGUUCUAUCUGGUGUUCCGUGGUUACAGGGAGAUUGCAUGGAUUAUUUAUUUGGGUAUAUUUUUUUGUUUAAAACAAAAAACCCUUCUGCGGGAAAGAAAGUUUUCUAACAUCAGCUUAAACAGAAAUCUACAUAUUAAAAAUGCAGGACCGUGGAGAUUACAGGUUUAAUCGCCAAAAGCGUUUAGUUAAUAUUUUCUCUGAAGCCUAUUUUGAUAAAUCUUUAUAACUGUGCUUACAAUUCUUUGUAGUUUGGAAACAAUGCUUUAUAAUUUUUAUGAACUACACAAAUCCUCAUGAAGCUCCAAUAAAGUGUUAAAGUUCUUUUAUGGCUUAUAAAUGUGUCCCACAAAACCCCACAAAACAUCAGUACCAGGUACAAUCCACACCUACAUUUGGAAAGCGUAAUCUUUUAUUUCAGACACUAGAUGAAUAGAUGUGCUAUAUUUUCAAGUCAAGGAAUUAUUUGUAAUAUUUUUAAUGGAGCAUUACGAUUCAGUAUUACUGUCUUUAAAAUACUUACAAAGCAUUGUUACCAAAUUACAAAAUUUGUAAGCCUAAGUAUUAUGAAUAAUGAAUUAUUGGAUUAAACCAGUGUCAGAUCCCGGUAUGAUGGUGAAAUCUCACAGGAAAUGUUUCUGUUUUGCGUUCAGAAUCGAGUUUAAUUCCGUUUGGUCUCAGGCGUAACUAUAGUUCACAGCAACUUUUACACCCUUUACAAUCCAAAUAUCCUUGGUUCAUUUGUUCUUUGAUCAACUUCAGGAAUAACAUGGCGAAUUAAUUCCAAACUCAUGGAAUGUCAGGAAUUCCAAAUAUGUUAAUAUUCUUUGCAGGGAUGUGUGUGUCAGCCUAGGAAAAACACUUCACAUGAUAAUUUUUUUAAAAUAUUCUACUAUGUAGAGUUCUACAGGCUUUUACUUUUUCAUGUAUCUCAACCACAAGUACAUUAUAUUCAUUUAAAGUCUGGUAAACUGAAUUUUUCAGGUUUUCCCAAAUCUGCACACAUGUACAGUACUGUCCAAAAGCCUUAGGCACAUUCAUGUAUUCCUCCUCAGUAACUGCUUUAUCCUGGUUAGGGUCACGUUGUGGGGGUGAGGCAGGAAUACACCCUGGACGGGAUGUCAGUCCAUCACAGGGCACCAUGCAUGCACGCACACACAACUAGCCAGCUAGCUAACAAUGUAGCCAGUCUAAAUACUGGUGUGUUUUUGGGAGGAAAGCCACAUGGACAUGGGGAGAAUUUUUGAAACUCCGCAGUAACAAGCUCAGGAUCGAACCAGGGACCCUGGAGCUGUGAGGCAGCAGUGCUACGCUGCGCCACCAUGCCGAUGUAUAAAUAUUAUGAUAAGCAAAAUGCUUUCAGCAAUAAUGAAACAAAAAUUUAAACCAAAUUAACGUGACCAGCCUUUACCGUUAAAACUACAGUGGAUAUAAAAAGUCUACACACUCCUGUUAAAAUGACGGUUUUGUGAAGUAAAAGAAUGAAACUAAGAUGUCAGAACUUAAUGUGCAAUUGUAAAGUAUACAAAUAAAGUGAAAAACAAUCAGAAACAUUUAUAGGGGAAAAAAUAAAAAACUUACAAUAAAAUAAGGUGCGUAAGUGUGCACACUCCUAAACUAAUACAUUGUUGAAGCAGCUUUUGAUAUUAUGACACCACUCAGUCUUUUUGCUUAAGAGUCUAUCAGCGUGGCACUUCUUGACUUGGCAGUAUUUUCCCACUCUUUCUUGCAAAAACAUUCUAAAUCCAUCAAAUUGUGAGGGCAUCUCCUGUGCACAGUCUGCUUCAGGUCAUCUCACAGACUUUUAGUUGGAUUCAGGUCUGGAUUCUGGCAAGGUCAUUCAAAAACAUUGAUCUGUUUUGGUUAAGCCAGUCCUUUGUUGAAUUGGAUGUAUGUUUUGGGCCAUUGUCUUGCUGAAAGGUGAAGUUCUUUUUCAUCUUCAGCUUACUAGAAGACACCUGAAAGUUUUGCACUAAAAUCAACUGGUAUUUGUAGCUAUUCAUGAUUCCCUCCACCUUGAUAAAAGCCCCAGUUCUGGCUGAUGAAAAGCAGCAGUAAAGCAUGAUGCUGCCACCACCAUGCUUCAUCGUGGGUGUGGUGGUCUUUUUUUUUUUUUUUUUUUCUUUGCACCAAACAUACCUUUUGGAAUUGUUCUCAUCAGACCAUAACACAUUUUGCCACAUGGUUUCGGGUGAUUUAGUGGAUGUUUUUUGUGAGAAAGGGCUUCCGUCUAGCCACCCUACCACAUAACCCAGACGUGAAGAAUGUGAGAUUGUUGUCACAUGCAGAGAGUAAUCAGAUAUUCCUGAAGCUUCUUUAAUAUUGCCAUAGGUGUCUUGGCAGCCUCCCUGGUAAGUUUUUUUUCUUAUCCUUUUGUAAAUUUUGGAGGGACGUCCUGCUCUUGGUGAUGUCACUGUGGUGCUCCAUUUUCUCCAUGGCCUUUACGGUGUUCUGUGGAAAUUUUUUUAGACCCCUCUCCUGAGUGAUUCCUUUCGACAUGAGACCCUGUACAGGCUUUGUCAGCACUUUGCGGACCAUGGCUUCAGCAGUCAGAUGAAACCAAGAAGAUGUGAAGAAAAUCCUACAGAAACAGCUGGUCUGUAUUUGGGGUUAAUCAGAAUAAUUUCAUUUAUGACAGCUGUAUGAUCAUCACUUUUGAACAUGAGAUUGAAUGUGAUUGGUUCAUUCUGAACACAGCCACGUCCCCAAUUAUAAAAGGGUGUGCACACUUAUGCAACCGGGUUAUUGAAACUUUUUUUUUUUAUAUUUACUAUUUUUCCCUAAUAUGUUUCUGAUUGUUUUUCACUCAAUUUUUAUACGUUGUAAUUUCACAUUGAGGGUAGGAAAGGUUCUGACAUGAUUUUUUUUUCAUCACAGAAACCUGCCAUUUUAACAAGGGUGUGUAGACUUUUUAUAUCCACUGUACAUCAACUCUCUGUACUUUGUUAUGAGCAAAUCGUCUGGUAUGUCAUUCCAGGCGUCUUGGAGAGUUUGCCACAAGCGUUGUGCACACUUUGAGUCUCCUGCUUGUGUCUCUGCAGGUUCUAGGCAGCUUCAAAAGUCAUGCAUUACUUAAUGUAAGAUUUUUUAAACCAGAAAAAGUGAAAUUUUUGGAAAUGUUUGAAAAUGUAAAAUUUGCUGACCCACCGUAGCAGAUGACAAAUAUCUAAGACAGUCUGAAGAAUGUCUUCAGUGUGGUUUAUCUCCUUUUACAUCACAUAUAUAUCAAGUUCAUGUAUAACUUCACAACUGAAUAACAAGGCUGAAGGUUUACUUUAAUCAGCUUUUACAUUUUAAUUAUAGUCCUCUCUCUCUACAGUUUUUUAGCUUUAAUAACUUGUAUAUAUUCUCAGCCUUUUGCAAUCUAUAUCUUACUGAGCUGAACCCUUACUCACAUGGUCAGGGUUCGAACUCUGUAGUGUAAAAAACUGCUUGUAAUUAAACACUAGGGGAAUUCAGUAUUGACAGGAGCCCAGUGCAUACUGCUUAUUUUCGAGGCAUUUGUAGAGGAAAAGGUCAGUAAACUGUACAUUUACUUUAACUGCCAACAUCAGGGUAGUGCAAAUGGGUCAGUAAAAUAUUUUAAAUUGUAUAUACAGUUUUGGACUUUUUUCAUUUGAACUGUCAUUACAAGCAUCUUUUACAGUAAAUAACAUCUUCAGCAAGCAUAUCUUCCACUUUAAAGGGAACAUACAGCUACAGUCAAACAUUGGUGCCAAUUAUUUCUGAAUAAUCACUCAGUGGGUGAUGCUCAGAUUUUUAACAUGUAAUUUAAUUUGUAGUAUUGAUGUGCAUAUAUUAGCAUUGAUUGAAAUGUUCAGAAAAUAUUGCUGUCAUAUUAUGAUUACAAUACACAGUUCAAUCAAAAGUGGGGCCAGUUAGUAGUUGCAUGUUUAUUUUGCAUCAUCUAUAUGAACAAGUUAUAUUAAUUAACAAAGUUACCUGCUGACUUUUAUUGCACUAUUGCAAAGUCACUAUGCUGUUUUUUUUUUUUCCAAAUAAAAAUCUGCCUAAAGGUCUGUUUAUUUGCAGUUAAUAGUUCAUAUAUUAACUUAAAAUGUAAACAUUAUUCUUCAACAUCACAAAAACAUAGUCUUCAACA